Bipolaris maydis ATCC 48331 is the source of this 2205-nucleotide messenger RNA. RefSeq lists its product as uncharacterized. The record is from RefSeq and is a predicted model, not a curated record. NCBI's taxonomy places the organism in Eukaryota, Fungi, Ascomycota, Dothideomycetes, Pleosporales, Pleosporaceae.
AUGUCGAAUAAUAACAGCUCCGAGAAGGACGUCACCUUGUACAAAGAUGAGACCACAAACUCGCCAAGCCCUGGCGAGGAAGUGAAGCGAAGGCGACCAACCUUACUAGGUCGUAUAGAAGAAACUAUAGGGGCUACUUCACCCCUCUCCCUGCCACCAGAAAUAGCAAAUGCGACAGAUGGCGAGGCAAAUCGGGAUGAAAUUACAUUUGGGAUGGAAAGCCCGACCAGUGUGCUCGAUGAGACUGAUCACAAAAAGGAUCUGAACUAUUUGAGUUCCCGAUCACGGAACAGUCCAUCCAGCUAUUUUGCACCUACAAGAUCGUCCCAAGCGAAGAAACAUGACAAGAUUGAGCCCUUCGGUCGCCAGGGCAGUCCUUUACUGCGAACAUCCUCUAUGCAUAAUACACGGCCCAUGUCUCCUCUGGCACGCAGUAACAGUACUCUCAGAAACUACAGGAAUAACAGUACUGAAAGUGGACAAUUGUCUCACUCGGUGUCUGAACAAAGGGAUGAAGCUCAUAAAAUGCGGAGCUCAACCUUCAAUCCGACGGACAGCCCAAAAUUUCAUGAAAACAAUGUGACCGAGAUACUUGGCGGUUGGAGCCAGGGAAGAGACGUAGACUUGGGAGAGUCAAGGGUAGCCGGAUUUGAACAUCUAGAGGAAGAAGCAAUGAGGGAACGACGCGAAGAACUGGAAAUUGCCAAAGAAGAGGUGGUGAGCCUGCGUCAGCGUAACUACGAGCUAGUAGCGGAGAAUGGAAAUCUCAAAGCUUUUAGCAUGGAGCAUGACAAGGCUGUAGAGGAUAAACUGAAGUUUUACAAGGCCGAAUUAGAAAUGUGGAAGCAAAACUACGACGCGCUCUCCACCAAGUGUCGAAAACUCGAGGACCAAGUCAAGGCCGAAACGUCACAGAAGGAAGCGACAGAAACAGAGAACAAGAAGCUUCGAGCAACAGUCGUGGAAAAGCAAAACGACAUUGCCAAGAUGAAAACUGAGCUCAAGAAGAAAGACAAUGAGUUAAUAGACAUGACUCAACACGCCGCAAAUACCGAGGAAGAGGCAUUGGAGAGCAACAAGAAACUUACAAGGCUACAAAAGUCAGUAUGUGAUAUGGGUAGAGUCAUCGUAAGGUGGAUACAAUUAUCGUUCGGCGGCGUAGCCAUCGACCUUAAGGAUCUCGAUCAGGUCAUACGAAAUUGUGCGGAUGAUGCUGAGACCAACGAAGUGCUGUUGCAUGUGCGGCAAUUCGUGAAAAUGUUUGUUGAGAAGAAUGGAAGUCUGGAACGUCAAUUGGAGGACAAAAAAUAUGAAAUCACCAAUAUUAAAAAGGCGAUCGAAGAGCAAUCCCACGAGGAAGUUCCACCGACUCCCGGUCUAAUGCCUUAUAUAAACCCGCUGUACAGCAGCGACAAAAUCGAGACUCUCUACAAGGAGGAGCGAGCAAAACGAAUAGCUGCUGAACAAAAGCUUUCAGCUCUGGUAACAGAAGACAAGCAAGACUCGCAACUCCAAAAGACCCAGCAAGAUCUCCAUUCGCAACUAGCAGACCUCCAAGCCCAAAUCACCCACUUCACCCAACAAGCCCAAACCUCACAACACGAAGCCGCAGAAUGGAAAUCCGAGCUCACCCUCAAACAAUCCGAACUCGACGUCCGCACCUCAGAAUUCGACUCUGCCCUGCACGAAAAAGACCAAGAAAUACUCAGCUACAUCUCCGCCUACCACGCCUUCACCAGCGACGCCUCAUUCCGCGCGCCCGCCGCCCUGCACAGCAAACUCUGCAGCCUCGAGCGCGACUACGCCUCGCUCAAGAGCACCUUCAACCACACCUCAGCCGCCGACGCCAAAAAACGCGACACCAUCACGCGGCUGGAGCGCAAACUCAAACUCGCAACCGCAUACACGACCGACAUGCAACAAGCCAUGUACGCGCGUGCCAAACUGCCGCAGCCCUCGGACUACGCAAGGAUGGAUGAUGAGGAGUUUGACUGGGAGUCGGAGCUGGAUGGUGGUGAUGAUGGGUUGAAGAUGCAGCCGCCUCGGUUUACGGCGCGCCCGAGGAAGGUCCCGAGGUAUCUGAUGGAGCCGGCGGUGGGGAGGAGGAGGGAGGCGGUGCAGGCAUAUAGGGAGGAGUUGAGGGUGAAGAGGGAGAAGGAGGUGUUGGGGUUGGUGGAGGGAAGGAAGGGGGUGGUGGGAGGUUGA